Messenger RNA from Lampris incognitus (smalleye Pacific opah), 3871 nucleotides. It is a transcript of the gene recql5, whose product is annotated as RecQ helicase-like 5. Lineage: Eukaryota; Metazoa; Chordata; Actinopteri; Lampriformes; Lampridae. The transcript is spliced from 19 exons. The record is from RefSeq and is a predicted model, not a curated record. Gene Ontology annotation, biological process: double-strand break repair via homologous recombination. Gene Ontology annotation, cellular component: cytoplasm; chromosome. The coding region runs from base 45 to 3221 and encodes 1058 amino acids. Gene Ontology annotation, molecular function: four-way junction helicase activity; ATP binding; 3'-5' DNA helicase activity.
GGGAAGUUUGUUGUGAAGCUGGUUAAGUUCGAGCAGGUAACUUGAUGGCGUCUUUAAAACAGUCUUUAAAAUCCCACUUUGGUUUCAGGGGUUUCAGAUCGAAGCUGCAGGAAGAUGUUGUCAAAGCGGUCAUCAAAGGUGACCGCGAUGUGUUUGUAUGCAUGCCCACCGGAGCAGGGAAGUCUCUCUGUUACCAACUUCCGGCAGUGUUGGCCAAGGGCAUUACUCUGGUCAUAUCCCCCCUAAUUGCUCUCAUUCAGGACCAAGUCGAUCACCUUAGGGAGCUGAACAUCGCCGCCUGCUCCAUAAACUCUAAGCUCCCAGCGGGGGAGCGCCAGAUGAUCUUGGCUGACCUGGAGAGCGAGAACCCAAAGUUGAAGUUGCUCUACAUCACCCCGGAGAUGGUGGCCUCCCCAUCCUUUCAGCCAUGCCUCACGGGCCUGUGCUCGCGGAGCCUUCUGUCCUACCUGGCUGUGGAUGAGGCGCAUUGCGUCUCCCAGUGGGGUCAUGAUUUCAGGCCAGACUACCUCAAGCUGGGAGAGCUGCGUACCCGCAUGCCAGGGGUACCUUGUGUGGCGCUGACAGCUACAGCACCCGAAAGGGUGCAAGAGGAUAUUGCACAGUCCCUCAGGCUUCACAGACCAUUGUCUUUUUCCACGCCGGUGUUUCGCAGUAACCUCCACUAUGAUGUAAUCUACAGGGAACUGCUGCCUGACCCCUAUGUCCAUCUCCAUGCCUUUAUUAAGGAAUCUCUCACGCUGGAAAGCGGAAACAAAGAACAGGGUUGUGGAAUUGUGUAUUGUCGGACCAGAGAAAACUGUGAAACAGUAGCUUACAAACUAACUAAGUUGGGAAUCUUGGCCAAGGCAUAUCAUGCGGGGUUGAAGGCGGGAGAUCGUACAGAGGUGCAAAAUGACUGGAUGCAGGGGAGGAUGCUGGUCAUCGUAGCCACUAUCAGUUUUGGUAUGGGUGUGGACAAAGCCAGUGUAAGGUUCGUAGCUCAUUGGAACUUGGCCAAGUCCCUUGCCAGUUACUACCAAGAGUCUGGGCGAGCUGGGAGGGAUGGACAGCCUUCACGCUGUCGGAUCUACUACUCGCCGAAAGAUAAAGAGCAGAUGAACUUCCUCAUCCGCAAGGAAGUUGCUCGCAAACAGGAAAAGCGUGGCUGUGCAAAGGAGACCGACCAAGCAGCCAUCAAAGACUUUGAGGCCAUGGUGGUCUUUUGUGAACAAGAAAGCUGCCGCCAUGCUACCAUAUCCAAGUUUUUUGGGGACCAGAAGCCAGACUGUGCUGGUGCGUGUGAUUUCUGUCGCAACCCGAAGCUUGUACGAGCCCAACUGGAGAGAGCGUCUUUCCUCAGCACUAAGACAGCAGCAGCUAAGAGCGAAAAGCCCAAGGGCCCGUUCGGUUUUGACCAAAGCCUUUAUGAAGGAGGAAAGAAGGGCUAUGGCUUUGAGAGAUAUGAUGAGGACGGCGAGGGUGGCGGUGACCACACUGAAGAUUAUACGGUUAAGAGGAAGAAGGAAUUCAGCGACCUCUUCAAGAAGCAGAUGGGCCUGCGGAAGGGGACAACUGGUCCCGGAGAAGACUUUGCCGAACCAGAUGACGACUGUCCCCUCAGAGAGGCUAGCAGCCAGAAGAUUCCCAGGCUCACGGUGAAGGCCAGGGAGCACUGUCUGUCCCUCCUGCAGGAGACACUGAAUGGCCACCAGGAGGCAGAAGAUGCUUUCGGCAGCGACGUCCUCUCCUUGGCAGUGGAUAUGGAAUACCAGGUCUUCAAGAGCAGCAAGUCUUCCAAUCUGUACAAAGCAGCUGUCUUGAAGAAAGUAGCGGAGAUGAAGAAAGGAGCAUCUGCUCCAACAGCAGCUGCAGCAGGAGAAGUGCAAAGAAAUGGAAAAGGAGGUGAGGAAGGAGAGGUGGGGACCAGCACCGGUUCCGGCGGCACCAGAGAGAUGAACUCGAAACCCAGAGAGGAGACGGCCUCCUCUUCCUGCUCCUCUUCCUUCUCCCUCGCUGAGGAGCCGCAGGGGUUCACGUCUGCCUCCCAGAUCUACUCUCUGAAGCGUAAAAGAGUAGGAGCAGGCCUGAGGGGCUCCUCCAACCCCUUCCAGACAGCUAAGGAGUUGUUUCAGACAUCCACUGCGGACAUAGUGCCUAACAGAGGAAAAAGGAGCGACGGGAUCUACCCUGACAGCCUGGGAGGCGCCGAGGAGCCAAACGGUGAGGAUAAUGGCUGCAGCAGGGAAGAGAAAAACACAGACACAUCCACGGCAAUAACGUCUAUCAGAUCCAAAGCCAGCGCUGUUGCGUCCUUCCUGAGCAGCCCCACCAAGACGGGCAGAGCCCUAAACAAGAAGCAGCAGAAGCUAGCCGAGGCCGCUAAAAGCUCCCGCAACAUUUCACUGUAUUUUGAGAAGAAGGAAAUCUCAGAGAAAAGCCAGGAGUUAGAGCUGGAGAAGGGACUUGCCUCUACAUCCUCUCAGACCUCCUCUCAGACCAGACUGACAAUCCCCAUGGCACAAAACACCCAGCAGGGACACUCACCUGUGACUGAGGGAGCUGCUAUGGAUAUUACCCCGCCAUCCGCCAGCCCUGUUCACUCGGUCACUGGGAACACCGUCAAAGCUGAAUGCAACAUAGAAAUCAUAGUGUUAGAUGAUGAUGAUGGUGAUGACAGGGGAGAGACAAAUAAAGCGUACAAAGUGAACUUGGUUCAAGACAAAUCGGUUCCAAACAUGAAGUUCGCCUCAAAACAAAAAUUACACGAAGCAGAACCCAAACCAGCCCUGAUAGAAAGGUUAUCAGGUAACACGACCGCAGAUGAGGGGUCCUCCUCCCCCCCAGCCAAGCGCAGCCGGCCUCCCCAGGACCAUGGGAACAGGAGGGUGACCUUCAACCCCAACGUUCAGGAAAACGUACUGGAACCAGUUAAGGAGCCGGUGAAACCAGUCACUUUAAAGGAAGUGGCCGACAUUGUGGUGCGCUGUCUGGAUCCAUUUUACACUCAGGGCAAGUUUGCCACCAAGGAGCUGUUCAAGUCCUUUGCCCGCUACUUGUCUCACCUUCUCGCCGAGGGAAGGAGUCGGGGAAGAGGUCAAGUUAAGCUAGAGGCCAGGGCUCUGAUCAAGAAGUUCUUCAGUCAAGUGACACGCUGUGAGAAGGAGGCUGACUGGAACCACCUCAGACCAACACUCGCCACUAAUACCUCAGAAAAGGAGUGACGAGGGCAGAAACCAAGUGUCCUCCUUGUCAGUGCCUCCUCUUCCCUCUCCCCUCAGGUCUCACCCCUACGAGGCGCGUUGCUGCAAAGCCUUUACUGACACUAUUUCCAGCUUGACUAGUGCUGCGGUAGUGCAUCUAAACAGUUUAAUUUUGCAAUAAAAAUGUACAAGGUAACCGCUGAGCCGAGUGACCCCCCUGCAUGCAUGCGUACAAUGCAUGUGGAAAGAGGACCAUUCUGUCUUGACUGGCUGGUUGCAUAGUUGGCCAAGAACUAAAGAGGACGCUUUCAGUUUCUUUUACUGCUGCUGGAGCUUCUUGCAGCGCUUGAUCGAGGAAAAAACGAGCCAUUUGAAUGUCUAGUCAUAGAUAUUAUUUAAAACCGUUGUGUCACAACGUCUAAAAAAGAAAUCUUAAGUUGCUUCCGUCUAUUGUUUCUAGUUUUGUGCGUCCUACAUUUUUUUUGCAGAGCGACAUGUUUUUGUUGUCUUCUCUGCGAAAGGCUGCAAAUAUGAUUUCAGGUAAGGGCAAUCCUCCAUGCGGUAUUCUGUAGCCAGACAUUGUGAUUGACGGACCCCGACAGACUGCCAGACCCCCCCACGACUGUCUGUUGCCCCCCCCCCCCAAAAUCCAAAGGGCGUCUGAUGCACAA